Molecule: messenger RNA, 1173 nt
Organism: Daucus carota subsp. sativus
Lineage: Eukaryota; Viridiplantae; Streptophyta; Magnoliopsida; Apiales; Apiaceae
Product: ATP-dependent DNA helicase PIF1-like
Exons: 1
Coding region: 1-1173 (390 amino acids)
Biological process (GO): DNA replication; DNA repair; telomere maintenance
Cellular component (GO): replication fork
Molecular function (GO): DNA helicase activity
Source: RefSeq, a predicted model, not a curated record
AUGAAACUUGAUCAGUAUUCAACAGCUGGAAUUAAGCAUGGCACUGACAUAGCUGAAUUACUGAAGCUUACUGAUUUGAUUAUAUGGGACGAAGCUCCCAUGCAACAUCGGCAUGCAUUUGAAUGUGUUGAUCGUAGCCUGCUGGACAUCAUGUCAGCUGUUGAUCCAGAAAGAGCCAGGAAGCCUUUUGGUGGUAUCACGGUGGUCUUUGGAGGUGACUUCCGUCAAAUUUUGUCUGUCAUCCCAAAGGCUCCAAGAGCUGUCAUUGUAGGUGCUGCGUUGAAUAAAUCCAAGCUCUGGGAAUUUUGUCACGUCUACCUUCUAACUCGAAACAUGAGGCUACAUGGUGGCAACACUAAAGAGGAGAACGCGAGGAUUAAAGCAUUCAGUGAGUGGCAGCUGCGAGUAGGGGAUGGUAAGGUUGAUCCUAUCACCAUAAGGGACCAUGUUUCUGAAGUAUUAUUCAAGCUCCCUGAUGAAUUUGUCGUACAUUCAGACGAGCAACCCGUUCAGAACCUUAUUAAUAUUGUGUAUCAGGAUUUCACAGCAAAUAUGUCAUCUCGCGAAUACCUAAGUUCCCGUGCAAUUCUGACUCCCACAAAUGCUGUUGUGGAUGAUAUAAAUAAAGCCAUUCUGGACAAGACACCUGGUGAGACAUUCACAUACCUUAGCCUGGAUUCAAUGGACGACAAAGGUACGGAGGAAAACGAAUUUGAUGAAUCGUUUCCCGUUGAAUAUCUUAAUUCACUGAACAUGCCUUGCAUUCCAAAGCACGAAAUAAAGUUAAAAAUUGGUACUCCUGUGAUGCUGAUGAGGAAUCUUAAUCAAAUAAAUGCUCUAUGCAAUGGAACGAGGAUGAUUAUAACUGGAUGCAAAAAGAACAGUUUAGAGUGCGAGAUUAUGUGUGGUUCUCACAUUGGCAAGAAGCACCUAAUUCCCCGUAUUGAAAUGGUUCCAACCGAGACUCCCUGGCCAUCUGACUUCAAGCGAACUCAAGUUCCGCUUCAGAUUUGUUUCGCCAUGACCAUCAAUAAAAGCCAAGGUCAGUCCCUUGAUAACGUUGUUAUAUAUCUCCCAAGGUCUGUCUUCUGCCAUGGUCAAUUAUAUGUGACCAUAUCUAGGGUGACUUCUUCAUCCGGACUACAUAUAUUUAUCAUCGGAGAUGAAGGUUAA